AUGGAUUUAGAUUUCUCUGAUCUCUUUACGGAUAGCUCAAAUAAGACUGAACAAUCCAAUACAAAUUAUUUAGGUAAACCUUCAAUAGAACAUGUUUGUUUAUCGAACACAACUGAAUAUAUAGAUGGAAAAAUAGAAACUACGUUGUGUGAGUUUUCUGGACAAUCAGAUACAAACUUUAAUAAAACAUCUUUGAGUGUACCUAGUGUUUUACCGAAUGUCUCUUCUUGUACUAACAAUGAGUCCAGGACAACAUAUUUACCAGGUACAGCCUCAUUUAAGAUCGAUUAUAGGAGUCAAAUGCAAAGUCCUUAUAUUGCCGGAAAUCCAUGUUUGCAAAAUCCUCAGACAGAUUAUUUUUCAUCUGUACCGUCAAGUGAAUAUCCUUUUGGUUGCGACCCAGUGAAUACAAAUAAAGAACCCGUAUACCAAAUGUUUGACGAUUUUCCUAUUCAUGCAGCAUGUCAGUUUAAUGACUUUUUCGGAACUUCCAGAGUAUUUGGAUAUGGUGAAUCAGCUCCAUACGAAGAUAUAAUGAAACCAACUCUUACUUUUGAACCGAGUUUCACUGUUGAACAUGAUUGCGAAAUUUUGUGGAGAUGUCUGUGGAGAUUUAUAGUAAAUGAAAAGAAAGUUAUAAAAGUAAUGGGUCGUCGACCUGUUGUUCAACGUAUAGCAAUUUUACAAAGAUUUAGAUCAAUGUACGGAAAACAAUUGCCUAGCAAAUUUAUUUCUAAAUUAACUGGAUGUUUUAAAGAUUGUUUGAUUGCGUUGUGCUAUGCACCAGCAGAAUUUGAUGCAAUUGAACUUCGUAGAGCAAUGAGAGGAACUGAUACUGAUGAAGAUACAAUAAUUGAAAUUCUUUGUACAAGAACAAAUGAACAAAUCAGAAGAAUCAAGGAUGUUUAUCCAAAAUUAUUCAAUGGACGUGAUUUAGAAGAUGAUGCCAACAAUGAUACUGAAAAUCCUUUUAAAUCAAUAUAUAUAGCUUUACUAAAAGCGAAUAGAGAUGAAUUUACAUUUAUAAAUGGAAAUCUUGUACAAAGAGAUGCGGAAGUAUUAUUUAAUACAUUAAAACAAGACAUUAGGAUAGAUGAAUCGAAAUUCAUUCCUAUCUUGAUUACACGAUCUUAUGGUCAUUUACGAGCUGUAUUCAAUGAAUAUUCAUUACUUGGUGAACGUGAUUUGGAGGAGGAAAUGCGUGAACAUGAACUCAAUUCUUUAGUGUCUAUUGUCCGUUGCAUACAAAAUAGACCAAGAUAUUUUGCUGAAAAAUUAGUCAAAGCUACGAAACAUACAGAAAAAUAUUCUAAGACUAUUAUACGGAUUAUUAUCUCUCGUUGUGAAGUCGAUAUGGGACAAAUUAUGGAAGAAUUUCUUAAUUUAAAUGGCGAACCAUUAAAUAAUUGUCUACAAGUACGUAUAAACAAAAUUUAA
This is a messenger RNA of Schistosoma spindalis, 1437 nucleotides long. Lineage: Eukaryota; Metazoa; Platyhelminthes; Trematoda; Strigeidida; Schistosomatidae. The record is from the annotation of a GenBank genome assembly.